AUGAGCUCUCUUCUUGCUAAUCGUCGCAAGGCUCGCAAGGUUGGUACAGAUGAAGACGAUGAUGCGCAAAAUGGCAGUGAACAAGAGCAAGUCGUCCGCAGACCGAACACGAAACCGAAACAAAAAUCAAAAUUGCGCCUCUCAUUUGGACCCGGGGGCACUUCUAUGGCCGAUGCUGAGGAGACAACUGAAGGCGAAGUCAUCACACCCAAAAGGCUUGGAGCUAGGAAACACAUAAAGGAGCAAAAUGGAUUACAGCGGACCUGGGCACCAUCAGGGUCGUCGGAAAACAUACCUCUUCGUGUUGGCCAAGAAGAAGAUCGCCCGACUUACAAUAAAGAAUACCUGAGGGAACUCCGUAAUUCUACCCCAUCCACCCCGAAGCAGACGGUGUCGAUGCCCUCGAGUGAGGACGAAAGAGAAAAACAGUUAGAUAUAUCUGCGAAGUUUGGAGAGACUGUGCAGGUGUCAAAACCAUCCGUCAUCCCCACUGAUGCUGAGAUACGCGAGAAGAAGGAAAGGCGUGCCCGCCUUGCCAUGGAACAGGGUCACGGUCACGAAGAGGAUUUCAUCUCUUUGGACGAUGCGGGUGACGAUGACUGGUCAUUGUCACGGAAGGCGGAAAAAGUAGAAACGAGGCUUGUUAGGGAUGACGAAGAUUUCGCGGAGGGUUUUGAUGAAUAUGUGGAAGAUGGGAAAAUUGCUAUAGGCAGGAAAGCAGAGCGUGAACAACAAAGGCGAGAGCGGGCAGAGAUGAAGGAGCUGAUUGAUGAGGCCCAAGAGUCUUCCGAGGCGGACGACUCUGAAGCAGAACGCAAAGCAGCCUAUGAAGCUUCUCAAACUCGCGCGGGAAUGGACGGUCUGCGACGCACUCACGAAAGCCUUCCUGCCCGACCGAAAACGCCACCUAAAAUAACACCUCUUCCCCGCCUCGCAGACAACUUGGCCCGUCUCAGGACUUCCCUCAAUGCAAUGGAAAACUCAAAAGCGCAACUUGUCCUGAGGAUGGAGGAGCUUCGAAUAGAGAAAGCCGAAAUAUCGGCGAGAGAGUCGGAGAUCCAAACGUUGCUGAAGGAAGCUGGGGAAAAUUACAAGAGGCUCAGAGCAGAAGCAGGGCUCAAUCCGGGUGACAAGAUGUUGGCAUCAGGGACUGAUGUCCACGGAGACCGUGGACUGGAAAACCUAGGAGGACGCUCCGAACUACCAUCUGAGGACGGAGUUUCUGGCUGA
This is a messenger RNA of Histoplasma capsulatum G186AR, 1230 nucleotides long. RefSeq lists its product as uncharacterized. The record is from RefSeq and is a predicted model, not a curated record. Gene Ontology annotation, molecular function: DNA binding. Lineage: Eukaryota; Fungi; Ascomycota; Eurotiomycetes; Onygenales; Ajellomycetaceae. Bases 1 to 1230 code for a protein of 409 amino acids. Gene Ontology annotation, biological process: spliceosomal complex disassembly; mRNA splicing, via spliceosome. The transcript has 2 exons. Gene Ontology annotation, cellular component: U2-type post-mRNA release spliceosomal complex; nucleus.